Messenger RNA from Plodia interpunctella (Indianmeal moth), 1317 nucleotides. RefSeq lists its product as uncharacterized. Gene Ontology annotation, molecular function: aminomethyltransferase activity; protein binding. The transcript has a single exon. Gene Ontology annotation, biological process: glycine catabolic process. Gene Ontology annotation, cellular component: mitochondrion. The record is from RefSeq and is a predicted model, not a curated record. The coding region runs from base 51 to 1295 and encodes 414 amino acids. Lineage: Eukaryota; Metazoa; Arthropoda; Insecta; Lepidoptera; Pyralidae.
AAAGUUAGUUUUACAACGCACAGCGGACAAGAGCGUCGUGGAGGGUGGAAAUGUGUUCUCUGCAGAGUUUAAGACGAGUGUGCUUCACUAAAAAGAUAUUGAAUGUAAAACAAAGUGGUGUCGCAAUAUGUAAACUACGCGCGUACAGUGAAAGUGGCAAACAGCCAUCCAAAACGCCCUUAUAUGACUUGCACAUCAAAUAUGGCGGAAAAGUGGUCGACUUUGCAGGCUUCCUGCUACCAGUCCAGUACUCCGAUCAGUCUGUAUCCGCAUCUCACUUGUUUACUAGAAAAAGUGCUUCUAUAUUCGACGUUUCACACAUGCUGCAGACCAACGUCAAAGGCAAAGAUUGUAUUGCGUGGUUCGAGUCAAUAUGCCCCGUAGAUCUGAAAGGUAUGGCAGUCGGGUCCAGUUCACUGACCGUGUUUCUAAACAAUAAAGGGGGCAUCAUCGAUGAUUUGAUUGUUACAAAAGUAAAUAACGAAACACUAUACAUAGUCUCCAAUGCGGGGCGUUUAGACGUUGAUAAAGAACAUAUGAAAGAAACGUCCGAAAUAUUUAGGAAGAAAGGAAAAGACGUGAACAUUGAAUUUUGGGAUGUGAACCAAAGAGGUUUGAUAGCGGUUCAAGGCCCAAAAGCGGCCGCGGCCGUACAGUCUCUCACCGACAUUCAGAUGAACGAUUUGUUUUUCAUGACGUCACGCGUAGGUUCGGUCGCGGGGGUGCCGUGCCGGGUCACUCGCUGCGGGUACACGGGCGAGGACGGCGUGGAGAUCUCGAUGGCGGCGGGCGAGGCGGGCCUGGUCACGGAAGCUUUGCUGCAAAGCGAUGACGUCAAACUAGCCGGCCUGGGCGCCAGAGACUCGCUCCGCCUCGAAGCGGGGCUGUGUUUGUACGGCAACGAUAUAGACGAGAGCGUGACCCCGGUGGAAGCCAAUCUCACUUGGUUGAUAUCUAAGCCUAGGCGAGCCGAAGCAAAUUUCCCAGGGGCAGAAAUUAUAUUGAACCAAAUAAAAGGAGGCGUAAGUAAAAGACGAGUAGGGAUCAGAAUGGAAACGGGCGCGCCGGCGAGGAAGGAUGCUUUGUUAAAGGACGCAAAAACAGGUGAAGUGGUAGGAAAAGUGACCAGCGGCUGCCCCAGCCCGUCGCUGGGCGGCAACGUGGCCAUGGGCUACGUCGCGGAGGCGCUCAAGAAGGCCGGCACUGACUUACUGGUAAAUAUCAGGGGUAAAGAUGCGCCUUGUCUAGUGGAAAAAAUGCCUUUUGUUCCAUCUCAUUAUUAUGUUAAGAAAUAAAACUUACUAAUAUCUAAAAUAA